This is a messenger RNA of Sorex fumeus (smoky shrew), 2049 nucleotides long. It is a transcript of the gene TTLL11, whose product is annotated as tubulin tyrosine ligase like 11. Gene Ontology annotation, molecular function: tubulin binding; tubulin-glutamic acid ligase activity. The record is from RefSeq and is a predicted model, not a curated record. The coding region runs from base 1 to 2049 and encodes 682 amino acids. NCBI's taxonomy places the organism in Eukaryota, Metazoa, Chordata, Mammalia, Eulipotyphla, Soricidae. Gene Ontology annotation, biological process: protein polyglutamylation; microtubule cytoskeleton organization. Gene Ontology annotation, cellular component: cilium. The transcript has 10 exons.
AUGCGGAGGGGCCGCUCGGGCCGGGCGGACGCGGGCGCGGCCGGAGAGCCCCUGGGCGCGGCGCGGGACGGGCGGCCGGCGCGGGCGGACGCGGGCGAGCCGGGACCCCCCGCCCGGGCCCCGCGCGGCGCCCAGUCGGCCCGGGGCGGCUCGCGCGCGCGCACGCGGGCCCGGGGCCGCGCGCGGGGGGACUGCGCCCCGCGGCCCGUCACCGUGGACAGCUCCAAGGCCAAGACGUCGCUGGAAGCCCUGAAGAUCAGCCUCCGGCAGCUCAAGUGGAAGGAGUUUCCGUUCGGCCGACGCUUGCCUUGUGACAUCUACUGGCAUGGAGUUUCAUUUCACGACAGCGACAUCUACUCUGGCCAAGUGAACAAGUUUCCAGGCAUGACGGAGAUGGUGCGUAAGAUCACACUGAGCAGAGCCGUGCGGAUCAUGCAGAGCCUCUUUCCUGAGGAGUACAACUUCUAUCCUCGCUCCUGGAUUCUGCCCGACGAGUUCCAGCUCUUUCUUGCUCAGGUCCGCACAGUGAAGGACGGCGACCCCUCCUGGAAGCCCACAUUCAUCGUGAAGCCGGACGGAGGGUGCCAGGGGGACGGGAUCUACCUCAUCCGAGACCCCACCGACGCCCGCCUGGCGGGGAUCCUGCGGAGCCGGCCGGCCGUGGUGCAGGAGUACAUCUGCAAGCCCCUGCUCAUCGACAGGCUCAAGUUCGACAUCCGCCUGUACGUCCUGCUCAAGUCCCUGGACCCGCUGGAGAUCUACAUCGCCAAGGACGGGCUGUCGCGCUUCUGCACGGAGCCCUACCAGGAGCCCAGCGCCCACAACCUGCACCACAUCUUCAUGCACCUCACCAACUACUCGCUCAACAUCCACAGCGGCAACUUCGUGCACUCGGACAGCGCCGGCACAGGCAGCAAGCGCACCUUCUCCAGCGUGCUGUGCCGGCUCUCGGCCAAGGGCGUGGACAUCAAGAAGGUCUGGUCCGACAUCAUCUCACUGGUCAUCAAGACGGUCAUCGCCCUGACGCCCGAGCUCAAGGUCUUCUACCAGUCGGACAUCCCCGCGGGCAAGCCCGGGCCCACGUGCUUCCAGAUUCUGGGUUUCGACAUCCUCCUCACGAAGAACCUGAAGCCCAUCCUGCUGGAGGUGAACGCCAACCCCAGCAUGAGGAUCGAGCACGAGCAGGAGCUUUCUCCAGGGGUCUUUGAAAACGUCCCCAGCCUUGUGGAUGAGGAGGUGAAAGUGGCCGUGAUCAGAGACACCCUGCGCCUCAUGGACCCGCUCCGGCACCUCAGGGAGAGCCUCCUUCCGGAUAUCUAUAUGGACAGCACCCUCAGAUUCCCUCCAGUUUCUGACAGAAUGCCUUCAUCGAAGAUCCAGUUUUCAAAGUUUCCCAUAGUCAGGUCUAAGCAGUACGAGAAGUCCUCCGCUGCCAGGGACGACGAACUGGACGCUGAGCUGACCAGCACCUCCAAAGGCCCCCGGAACCACGAGGCCCAGCUGCCCACCAUCUGCCUCAAGCAGGUGUUCCCCAAGUACGCCAAGCAGUUCAACUACCUGCGCCUGGUGGACCGGAUGGCCAAUCUCUUCAUCCGCUUCCUGGGAAUCAAGGGGACCAUGAAGUUGGGACCAACAGGCUUCCGUACCUUCAUAAGGAACUGCAAGCUGAGUAGCAGUGGUUUGUCCAUGGCCGCAGUGGACAUCCUCUACAUCGACAUCACGCGGAGAUGGAACGCCAUGACCCUGGACCAGCGGGACUCAGGGAUGUGCCUGCAGGCGUUCGCUGAGGCCUUCUUCUACCUGGCGCAGAAGAAGUUCAAGAUGCUGCCGCUGCACGAGCAGGUGGCGGCCCUGGUGGACCUGUGUGAGUACCACCUGUCCCUGCUGGACGAGAAGCGCCUGGCGUGCGGCCGCGGCGGCACCGGGACCAGCCGGCGCCCCUGCAGCAACGCGCCCCAGAACACGCCCGCCAGUGCCCCGCCACCGCAAGAGGAGGCAGCCCCCCACAGCGCCCGCAGGCUCACCAGCUCCAGGCACGGGGUGCCCUGA